UAGAAGCAAAAGAUAGCAGAAAGAGUUGGGAUAGGCCAAGAAAAAAUUGUCCCUAUUUCUUCAUCAAGGUUGAAGAAGAAGAAGAAGCCAUGGAAAAACAAAACAGGUCGGGAACUGCAGGAAAAGUUAUAAGAUGCAAAGCUGCGGUUUGCAGAAAUCCAGGGGAACCACUUGUGAUAGAGGAAAUUAUGGUUGACCCACCUAAAGCUUGGGAGAUUAGGAUAAAAAUUCUCUGUACUUCUCUUUGUCAUUCUGACGUUACCUUCUGGAAAAUAUCCAUUGGACCAUUUGCACUUUUUCCCAGAAUUUUUGGGCAUGAAGCUGUUGGUGUUGUUGAGAGUGUAGGGGAGCAUGUGGAGGAAUUUCAGGAAGGAGAUAUGGUGGUGCCUGUGUUUCGUCCGAAUUGUAGAGAAUGUAGGGACUGCAAGUCCCAAAAGGGAAAUGGUUGUUCCAUAUUCGGUGACAAAUUGGUCGCUGAAAUGCCAAGGGAUGGAACAAGUAGGUUCAAGGGGAUGAAUGGGGAGACUUUGCACCAUUUCUUGUCUGUUUCCAGCUUCAGUGAGUACACAGUGGUUGAUGUGGUCCAUGUUGUGAAGAUCUCAUCGGAAUUCCCAGCUGAGAAAGCUUGCCUCCUUAGCUGUGGAGUAUCCACUGGUAUUGGAGCAGCAUGGAAGGUGGCAGACAUUGAAGAAGGCUCCACUGUCGCCAUAUUUGGCCUGGGAGCUGUUGGACUUGCGGUUGCAGAAGGGGCAAGGUUGCGUGGAGCUUCGAAGAUCAUAGGUGUAGAUUUAAACCAGGAAAAGUUUGAGAUAGGGAAAAAGUUUGGAGUCAGUGAAUUCAUCAACCCCACAACAUGUGGAGAGAAAAAAGUCAGUGAGGUGAUUAAGGAAAUAACAGAUGGGGGAGUUGACUACAGCUUUGAGUGCAUUGGAUUGGCUUCACUAAUGGAAGAAGCUUUCAAUAGUAGUAGAGUGAAUUGGGGCAAGACAGUGAUACUAGGAGUGGAGAUGCAUCACACACCAUUACCUAUCAACACUUAUUUUCUUCUAAGAGGUAGAACUGUCACUGGGUGCUUUUUUGGAGGGCUUAAAGCCAAAUCUGACAUUCCCAUCCUUGCUCAAAAAUAUCUACACAAGGAAAUUAAUCUGGAUGGAUUCAUAACGCACGAAGUGAAUUUUCAAGAUAUCAACAAAGCUUUUGAUUUACUGCUAGAAGGAAAGAGUCUUCGUUGCAUCAUAUGGAUGGAUUAAUUAAUUCUUAUUUUUUUAUCAUUUUAAAUUUUCAUCAAUAAAAGAAAUAUUGAUGUCAACAUCAUAAAAUAACGAUGGAUAAGCUCAUUGUUGACAUCACAAAUGUCAUAGUCCAAAUUUUGUUGUUGUCAUCUCUUCUCCAAUUAUAUAUAUGUACUAAAAUAAAAAGGAAAUAUUGAUCA
Gossypium raimondii (Peruvian cotton) is the source of this 1432-nucleotide messenger RNA. Its product is annotated as alcohol dehydrogenase-like 1. Gene Ontology annotation, molecular function: zinc ion binding; S-(hydroxymethyl)glutathione dehydrogenase [NAD(P)+] activity. Lineage: Eukaryota; Viridiplantae; Streptophyta; Magnoliopsida; Malvales; Malvaceae. Gene Ontology annotation, biological process: formaldehyde catabolic process. The record is from RefSeq and is a predicted model, not a curated record. The transcript has 10 exons. Bases 90 to 1250 code for a protein of 386 amino acids. Gene Ontology annotation, cellular component: cytosol.